AGGUCUGCCUGUGGCCUGUUCAAUCACAAAGCCAGCCACCUUUCAUUCUUAAACUCUAUCAUGUCACUGAGCGGUGAAUCAGAUAAACGUGUAGAUCCAACAACUAACAAGGUAGUACUGGUCGGCGAUGAAACAGUUGGAAAAACGUCAAUGUUCCUCAGAUUUAAAACUGAUCGUUUUAUAGAGACAACAUCUUCCACUCGGUACCUAGCAGAGCAUUACAAGGAAUGGACUGUGAGGGGUACAAAAGUACAGAUGACACUCUAUGACACAGCAGGCAUGGAGAGAUACACAUCGACAAUCCCACCCACUUACUUCAGACACGCAAGAGCAGUCAUACUAGUGUAUGCAGUUGAUAAUCAAGAGAGCAUUGGUAAUAUAAGGAACUGGUCUGAAAGCUUCAGUAAGCACAGGAUUGGAGAUACAGUAGAUUCACUCAAAGUUUUACUGGUUGGUAACAAGGUUGAUCUCAAUAGGACAGUGAGUGCAAAUAGAGUCAAUGAAGUUGCUGAAUUUUGUGGAAUAGACAAUAGUUUAAAGUAUGAGAUAUCGACUAAGAAUAAUGAUGGUGGAUUUGAUGAACUCUUUGAUGAUCUGGCCUAUUUACUGAGUGAUACUCCAAUAGAGAGAAGGAAGACCAUUAGAGCAACUAGUAGUCCUGAUGAUGAAGAAAUGAAAAAGAAGAAGGCUUUGUGUUCAAAAUGUAGUUAGUAUUAUACUUAUUAAUUAAUAAUUAUUAAUUGAUUUUUAUUGUAACAAUGUCCAUUUACAUUCCAUGAUACUGAUUCUUAAUACCUUAAAA
This is a messenger RNA of Amphimedon queenslandica, 802 nucleotides long. RefSeq names its product ras-related protein Rab-13-like. Lineage: Eukaryota; Metazoa; Porifera; Demospongiae; Haplosclerida; Niphatidae. The transcript has 2 exons. The record is from RefSeq and is a predicted model, not a curated record. The coding region runs from base 61 to 711 and encodes 216 amino acids. Gene Ontology annotation, molecular function: GTPase activity; GTP binding.